AGUCUCAGGGAAGAUACCCAGGUUGGCUGGGGCAUCUCAAGAAGGCUCAAGUAAAGAAUUAGUGCUUCUUUUAGCAAAGGUUUCCAUCGUCCUACCGGCUUAGCAUGGGGGAGUCUUCACAAUAAGCUUUUCCCUUGGCCCUUCUGAUUCGAUUCACAACCUCAUGCAUCUGUCUAACAUAAUCCUGGAAAGAAAGGAACACACACAAAAGACUGACCCUCUGCAGCACCAUGCACUGUCACCUAUGGAGAUACAUGUUUGCUGCAUCCUUGGUCACCAUGGGAUUCUCCCUUCAAGAAAAUACAGAACCGUUUGCUGACUACAGUGUAUUAUUGGAAAAAGACGCAACUCUGCAGACAGUCCAAGAUCAAACCAGCUCUGAAAUCGAGAACCAUGUGGAAACCUUCAAGGAGAUGCAGAAAAUGUCCCCUCUGCUGCGACACGCCAACUACACCCUCCUGGCUGGAGCCCCACCUAGGGAGCAGAAGCUACUGACUGUGGGGAUCUCCUCAGUGCAGCGUCCCCAUGGAACCUAUCUCCUGGCGACCCUCCAGUCCCUGUUCCAAGCUUCCUCCACGUAUGAUCUGGAGUACAUCGUGGUGCUGGUCCACCUGUCAGACCCUGACCCUGCGUCUCAGACAGUCGCCAAUAUCUCAGAGCUCUUCACACCUCACAUCAAGGCCCGGAGGCUGCUCGUGAUCCAUGGUCUUCUUGGUGGCUCCCCUCCAAGGAACGUGAACCACUCCUGGCCCUGCCAAUCGCUUUAUUCCAGGCAGAAGGUAGAUUACGCCCUCCUCAUGCACUUUGCCAGCAACCUCUCCGAGUACUUCCUGUUGAUAGAGGAUAACGUCCGGUGCGCCCCCAGAUUCGUGUCUGCCAUCUACUGGGCAGUAUUAGCCUGGAAAGAACUCCCUUGGAUGAUGCUAGAGUUCUCCAGCCUGAGAUUCUCCGGGAAGGUUUUCCACACAAGUGACCUCAGCCGCUUGACUUCCUUCUUCCUCCUCUUCCCCAAGUCCAUCCCCACCCACCUGCUUCUCUCUGAACUCCCUCUUUUCUCUGCUCAAAAUGUCCCGAUUCAUUUUGGGACCUCCGUGUUCUUCCACCUGAGCAAUUAUUCUGAGUCUGAGGCUGCCUGCUUUCCUGCAGAGGAGGUUGAGGACUUUGGUGAACCAGACAACCCUGCCGCUGUCGUCUUCACGAACAUGAUGUCCAAGAUGGACCACCCUCAAUAUGCCUAUGUCCUGAAUGAGGACAGCUUCUCCACCCUGGAUCCUCUCGAAGGUCACUACCUGACAGUGGUUCUAGAUAGACCGCAAAAAGUCACCCGCGUUGCAGUGCACACAGGCUCUAAAAUCAAAGGGCGGUACCGACUGGAACAGGGGCAAGUACUGCUGGGCUGUGACUCCCUUCGGAAUCGCAAAGACGGUGCUUACUACACCCUUCUGGGGCCGCUGGUGGCAGGGAACUUGGACCAGAGGGUGUUUUGUGAAGAAGAGUCUGUGCGGGAACUGAGCUGUAUGGAAGUGCUGGUGUCAGCAUCUCAAGACUCUUGGCUCCUGAUCAGGGAGAUCAAAGUCUGGGCAGAGCCUGAGAAAGAGGAGAGUGAGUGGGUGCAGUGAUUCUGGUAGGACUGGGUUUGGAAAUGGUUUAACGGUGGACGAAUAAAUCCAAAGACUGGUGAAGUGAACUCCUACCGAGUUGGUGUUGACGCAAUCACUUCUGCAAACUUAGACUCUUCGGAGAAUGAAAGGCAGCGUUUUAACACCAGAAGCACAAGUACGCUAGAAGCCCCGUUCACACCUGUAGCCCCAGAAAUCUAGAGGCUGAGACAGGAGGAUCGAGAGUUCAAAGCCAGCGGGUCUCCGUAGUGAGGUCGAGGCCGGCCUGCACUGUACAGGGAAACCUCGUCUCCAAAAUAUAAACAAGCAUGCCUGUAGUCCUAGCACUCGGGGAGGCUGA
Fukomys damarensis (Damara mole-rat) is the source of this 1959-nucleotide messenger RNA. RefSeq names its product alpha-1,3-mannosyl-glycoprotein 4-beta-N-acetylglucosaminyltransferase-like protein MGAT4E. Gene Ontology annotation, molecular function: acetylglucosaminyltransferase activity. Gene Ontology annotation, biological process: protein N-linked glycosylation. Lineage: Eukaryota; Metazoa; Chordata; Mammalia; Rodentia; Bathyergidae. The record is from RefSeq and is a predicted model, not a curated record.